Molecule: messenger RNA, 927 nt
Organism: Aspergillus uvarum CBS 121591
Lineage: Eukaryota; Fungi; Ascomycota; Eurotiomycetes; Eurotiales; Aspergillaceae
Product: RHS repeat-associated core domain-containing protein
Exons: 2
Coding region: 1-927 (308 amino acids)
Source: RefSeq, a predicted model, not a curated record
AUGCCUUUUUGGAAGCAGAGCACCAUGUACUACGAGCCACAGCUCAACUAUGCGGUCACCAAGGUGAGUGAGACAGAUCGAGACCAUGUCUUUGAGUUGGACAAACAAACCGGAGCCCCAACGCCUGUCACAAAGCAGCAGCAGCACGCCGAAUGCGUCAGAUCAGCAAGCGUUGACUACGGAGUGCGUCUACGACGACUUCGGACGGAAGGUGGGGUUCACCACACCCAGUACACUCCCUACGGCUUCAGUCAUCUGCCUUCCACCUCCACCGGAGGCCCGUCUGUAGGAUUCAACGGGCUAUUACGCGACCCUAUCACCGGCAGGUACCACCUAGGUAACGGCUACCGAGUCUACAACCCGGUCUUGAUGCGCUUUCACCACCCGGAUCCAUGGAGCCCCUUCACCUCCCUCGGAGACCCAAUCAAUCGUGUCGACUCAAGCGGACACUUCGGUAUUCUUGGGUGGAAGUUCAGCUGGAAGGACCUGCUGGUGACAGUGGUGGGCAUUACCGCGUCCGUCGCAGUGGGCGCCUUGAACGGCGGGGCCAGCCUAGCCAUCCAGCUAGGCGUUUCGGUCGCCGUCGGCGUCGUGGCAGACUUUGCGACCUCCACAAUCUACGACGUCGCCGCGGGGAAUAAGAUCUCAUGGGUCGAGGUUGGGAUUGACCUGGCAUUCUCCGCGCUUAGCGGCCUGACCUUCGGGGUAGGCGAUGCCACAGCGCAAGCCAUCCGCAAACCCGCCCAGGCGGUUGCCAAAGCCGCCACCAAGAAGACAGCCACAAAGGUUUUCCAAGGGCUGGCCAAGGAUAUCGGGAAGAAAAUGGUCGUGACGGGCACCACGACUGCCGUCGAUAAAGCGGUCAUGGACCCGAUCAAGGACGCUUUGGCAGGAGAAAUACAAACCAACAAUACCUCAGUACCUUAA